AUGGGAUGGCAUCGCAAGAAGCUGAACGUGUCGUGCCAACCAUGGCCGUACUUAUUCCCGUGGCGCGCGUUGGAACCCGGGGAAACAUUCUCAACCGACGAGUUCUUAGCCACCGCCGCAUCUGGCGGCGCAAACCUCGAUCCAUUGCUUGCUAAUAAGCAGUUAUGUGCGCCAGCGGCGGGUGCGACACUGGCGGAAGCGGUCGCGACAGCAGGAGGAGCGGCGGCGUCGCCUGCUGACGUGUCAAUAGCGAAUGGGGUCAGUGGAGUCACGGACAAUCUACUGGCAGCUGACGGGUCCCGAUUUUUUCAGUUGACUUCCGCUUUUUCCGCGUCGUCUAGUGGCGGCGGUGCUUCUGGUGGUGGUAGCAAUGGAACUAGUACCAAUAGUAGCAGUAGCGCGUUUGGCGGCCCAGGCGUGGCGCAAGCGCUGUGCGAGCUCAAACCCGCUGCGCCGACCAGCAACGUCACGUCGCAGCAGCAGCAGCAGCAGCAGCAGCAGUCCCCGCGCCAGCUGUCGCUCUCGUUCUUUGCGUGCGCCAGCCUGUGCGCGGAGGGGGAAGGGGGUGCGGAAGGGGGGGCGGAGCGGCUGUUGAAGGUGCUGCUGCUGGCAGUUCCGCUGAACGCUUCCGCCGCCGCCGCAGCAGGGGGGGAAGCAGCAGCAGGGGGCGGGGCAGGCGGAGAAGCAGCAGCUGGGGGCGGGGGGGGGGAAGGAGGAGCGGGGGAGCAGGUGAAGCAUGCGCUGCACUCGUCCAAGUUCUACCGCCCACAGAUGUGCACGAUCGAUCCCUCAUUUCACGUACGCUCCCACUCCUUCCCCCCUUCACCUCCCCCCAUCCUGCUCCACUCCCCACCCCAUCCCCCCCACUGCCCUGCAUUCGACCCCUCCCCUCUCAAGUCCUUCUCCCACUGGCCGCUCUCCAACGCCCACCCGCUCCUCACAGCCGGCUCAGCUCGCCGCAACCUAACCUCCCUCACCCUCACUUCGCUCUCCGACCUGAAUUCUGCCUCCCUCGUGCUGCACCCCGCCCCCUUCGCCCUGCUCGCCCCCGCCACGCCCGCCUCCCCCUGCCGCCCCUUCUCCUUCUCCACCUCCUUUACCUUUCGCAUCUCCUCCCCCAACGCCGCCGGGCUGGGCGGCGAGGGCUUGGCGUUUGUGAUGCUGCCGUCUCCCACUCUCGGCCUGCCGGGGCCCUCCCUGGGCUACGGCCGCCUGCUGCUGCCACCGGGGAGCACGACUGGCGCUGAUAAUUCCAGUUCCAACAGUGGCGUGUUGUCUCAGCAGCACAGGAGCCUGGCAGUGGAGUUUGACACAUCGGCCUCCCCCGAGUUCUUCGACCGCCCCGACCACCACGUGGGGGUGAACCUGCACGGCAGCAUGCUCUCUCUCGCCUCUGCCCCCUUGCACCCCGUCGGCAUUCCCUCCCUCAACGCCGGUCAAACCCUCCUCGCCACCAUCCAGUACAACGCCUCCUCCUCCCUCCUCACCGUCUGGCUCGCCCCCGCUCCCCUCUCCUCUCGCUCCUCCUCCGCCUCCUCCGCCUCCCCCCCUCUCCCCCGCUCUGCUGUGCUCUCCAUGAUCCUCGACACGUGCAAGUGGCUGGGGGGGAACGACCCGGAGGUAGCAGCGCCCCCCCCGCCGCUGUUUGUGGGAUUCACAGCGGCCACGGGCAAGGGGGCGGAGCAGGCUCAGGCUCACGAGGUGCUGGGGUGGAAUUUUGAAGUCGCGGAGGCGGAGGAUCAGCUUCCGUUUUGGGCGGCAGACUCGUUCUCCUUCCCCUACAUCACGCCAGCCACUCCCCUGCUGACGCGUGGCAGCACCAGGAAGCGUUUCUUUGCCGCAGAUCUCUCCGUCGCUGCUGACGUGGCAUCAUCCAGCGGCCAAUCAGACGAUCCCGCCCCUGGAGCCCUCUUCUUCCCUCGCCCGGAAGCAGCAGUGAUAGCGGCAGUGGCAGCAGCGGCAGUGGCAGCAGCAGCAGCAGCAGCAGCAGCAGCAGCAGCAGCAGCAGCAGCAGCAGCAGCAGCAGCAGCAGCAGCAGCAGCAGCAGCAGCAGCAGCAGCAGCAGCAGCAGCAGCAGCAGCAGCAGCAGCAGCAGCAGCAGCAGCAGCAGCAGCAGCAGCAGCAGCAGCAGCAGCAGCAGCAGCAGCAGCAGCAGCAGCAGCAGCAGCAGCAGCAGCAGCAGCAGCAGCAGCAGCAGCAGCAGCAGCAGCAGCAGCAGCAGCAGCAGCAGCAGCAGCAGCAGCAGCAGCAGCAGCAGCAGCAGCAGCAGCAGCAGCAGCAGCAGCAGCAGCAGCAGCAGCAGCAGCAGCAGCAGCAGCAGCAGCAGCAGCAGCAGCAGCAGCAGCAGCAGCAGCAGCAGCAGCAGUAGCAGCACAACCACCACCACAAGUGGCAGCAGCAGUGCAACGGACCUAUCGGCGCCAUCCUUUGGGCAGCUGGUCGUUGGGUUCACCAGCGCUGCUCUCCCUCCCCCCCCUGGCCGCCUGCCCUCCCCCGUCGCCCUCUCCUCCUGGACCUUCCGAUUCACAGGUAGGGGGGGGAGGGGAAGGGGGUGAGAUGGGGAGUAGGAAAGAGAGAAGGGCUACUGAGCCACGUGCCCUGCCUUCCCCCGUCGCCCUCUCCUCCUGGACCUUCCGCUUCACAGUGUUCCCCUGUGCCAUGCCUGCAUGCUUCACGGCACCUGCUGUCUCAUACCUAGACUUCUCUCUCCUCCUAACUCAUACCUCCACACACUCCCCGUUCACAUCCUCCCUCCCACCUCCCCCAACAGAUACCGACCCCUGCAAGGCCCCUCCCGUACUGCCCUGUGGCAUGGGUGCAUGCACCAAGGCACCUGCCCCAUUGGACCCCUCUGUUCUCGUGCUUCCUGUCCUAACUCGCUCUCCUUGCUCUCCUUCUGCCUCCUUCUCAUCACCUUAUUCGACAGACACCGAUCCCUGCAAGGGUUCUCCAGUGCUCCCCUGUGGCAUGGGUGCAUGCACCAAGGCACGUGCCCCGUGGGACCCGUCUGUGCUUGUGACUCAUACCGUUGCUCUCAUACAUUCCUUUUUCUCGUUUUCUCUCCCCCGCAACCGACACCGACUCCUGCAAGGCCUCUCCCGUGCUGCCCUGUGGCACGGGGCCUCUCCCGUGCUCCCCUGUGGCACGGGCGUGUGCGCCAAGGCACGUGCCCCAUGGGACCCGUCUCUCCCUGUGCCUCAUACCCCCUCUCUCCUCACUCUGCCUCACACUCUUCUUCCCUCCCCCCCAACAGACACCGACCCCUGCAAGGGUUCUCCGGUGCUCCCCUGUGGCACGGGCGUGUGCACCAAGGCACGUGCCCCAUGGGACCCGGCUAUCCUCGUGCCUCCUACCUUCGCUCUCCUCACUCUCCGUCCGCCUCAUACUCUUCCUCAUCCCCCAACAGACACCGACCCCUGCAAGGCCUCGCCAUCAUCUCCGGUGCUGCCCUGUGGCACAGGCGUGUGCACCAAGGCGCGUGCCCCAUGGGACCCGUCUCUCCUCGUGCCCUCCUGCAAGUGCCCCUUGAAGCUCCCUUCCUUUCAACCCUCCCACCUCUCCGGCCUGCCCUCCUGCUUUCCUGACUCCACGUGUCGCCAGUUCCCCCGCAACCCAUGUGCCCCGGGGGUGUGCAUGGAUGACAUAGACGGCACCUACUCCUGCCUCUGCCCUUCGCCCUACUUCCCCUUGUAUUUCUACCCCAAAGGCACUGCCCGCUGCUCCCAGUUGCGGUUGGCUGAGACGCGAAUGCCCACCUUCCUGUCGCCCUACGGCCUCACAUGCCCUCUCAUCCUCAACACCUACGGGCUCACAGAGGCUGAAUUCUUCCGCCAAAACAAGGGUGGUACGUGUGACUCCAUCAACCCCCUAUUUUCCACUCAAUUCCAUCCGCUCAACUCGAUUCUCUCAAAAACCACGCUUUUGCCUCCUAUACCCGACAUCUGUGCGUGCCGGCAGGGUGACACGUUUGACUCAUUCAACACCCUCUUCUCCACUCUCCUCUCGCGGUUUUUUAACCCCCCAUUCUCUUUGUCUCCCCUCCUCCCCAUGUGCCGGCAGGGUGACACGUGUGACUCACUCAACGCCCUCUUCUCCACGCAGAUACAGCUGCUCAACCCCGCCCUCACCUGCUCCGACAGGCCCAGGCCCGGCCAGCUACUCUGUGUGGACUUCAACCAGACGUGGCUAGAGGAGGGAAAAACCCGCAUAUCAUGCAAAAUCCAAGCCCAGAUCACCCCAGCCACAGCCCCACGAAGCCCUCAACCAUCCUCUCCACUAGUUGACUACAUGAGCAAGGCCGUGCUGGAGAAUGGCCGCACGGAUUUUGACUACCUUCACUUUGCAUGGCGAGAGAGCGAGUGCGCCCACCCAUUCACUCGCUUCCGCGCGGAUCGCUUCUUCGAGGCCUUCCAGAACCGUCGGAUCGUGUUCGUGGGCGACUCUACAUUGUUGUCGUCGCUGCUCUGCCUGCUCUCUGUGGGUCCCUCCCUCCCACCCGAUCACAAUGUUCCAGUCGCUGCUCUGCCUGCUCUCUGUGGGUCCCUCCCUCCCACCCGAUCACAGUCUGGUGCGCUAAGGUCAGGUUCGAAGGGGUUGGGAGCAGUGAGAGUGGUGCGGUUGGAUGCAUGGGCAGCAUAUGUGGUGGCAGCACAGCCGCAUGUGCUGGUGAUUCACACGGGAGGGGCGUGGGUGGGGCUGCAGCGGCGGUGGCAGGAGCAUAGGGCGCGUUUACAUGCUUCUCAGGAGGGGAAGAAGGGGCAUGAGAGGCAGGAGGAGGGGCAGAAGGGGCAGGAGAGGCAGAAGGGGCAGGAGGGGCAGGAGGGGCAGAGUGCAGUGAAUAAAUCAAGGGUUUCUGCUGCUGUGGCUGGUCAAGGAGUUGAGGGAGGGGUGAAGGGAGGGAUGCGUGCGGGGAAAGUGGAAGCAGGAGGCAAGGUGGAGGCUGGUGGGGGAAAGGGGGACAUUGGUGGGGGAAAGGGGAAGGCUGGUGGGGGAAACGGAGAGGCUGGUGGGGGAACUGGGGGGAAUGGUGGGGGGAAUAAGGGGAAGGGUGAAAACACGAAGGGGAAGGGUGGGUUGGAUAAGGGGAAGGGUGGGGGAAAUAAAGGGAAUGGUGGGGAGAAAAUGGGGACUGUUGGGGAGAAUAAGGGGAAUGGUGGGGAGAAGGGGAAUGGUGGGGAGAAAAAGGGGAAUGGUGGGGAGAAGAAGGGGAAUGGUGGAGGGAAGAAGGGAAACAGUGGGGGAAAUGGAGUCAAUGGUCGGAACAACAAAGGCAGCAGUGGUGGCGAUCAGGGAAAUGUGGGGAAGAAUCAGGGCAAGGGUGGGGGGAGCAAAGAAGUCAGUCAGGGAAACAAAGGGAAUGGUGGGGGGAAGAAGGGGAACAGUGAGGGGAAUAGCAAAAUCAGUGCGGGAAACAUAGGAAAUGCUGGGAUGCCAUUGGGAGGCAAUAGUAAAGGUGGGCAGCAAGGGGGAGGGACAGGAAGGCAUGCAGGCAGUGAGACGAAGAAAGAAAGGGGAAAAGGAGAGAGCAGUGUCGAUAAGACGAAGGAGCAACGAAAAGCUGUAGCAGCGGUGCCAAAGACGGGUGCACGAGGUGGAGAAGGGGUGAAGGGCGAACGAUUGAGGAAGGAUGCAGGACAGAAAGGAAUCAAGGAAGUAUCGAGAGUGACAACAGCAGCAGCAGCAGAAGCAGCAGCAGCAGCAGCAGCAGCAGUACCAGUGGCAGCAGCGUUUCAAAUGACAGCAACAACACCACCAGAAACGGUUUCACUACCAGCAGUUUUGGUAACAGCAGUGUCCAGAGCACCAGCACAUGGAGCCAUGCAUCAAAUGGCUGUUGAUAGAAAGAGCCUCUAUAAGGGAGAUGGUGAAGGCCGCUCUUUCCGCUCUCAGGCGCCCCUGCUUCUGACACGCGUUGACUCCCAUGUGGAGGCAGACCAGAUGGCGAUGCUUGAUGGCACGGACGGUUCAGAUGAGGCAGAGGGGACCCUUCGUAGCACGAACGGUUCAGAUGAAGUGCAUGGGGGUUUAGGGAAGCCAGUGGGUGGAUUGAUAGUGGAGGGGGGUGAUGUGAGAAUAGAGGGGGCGGAGCAGCAGCAGCAGGGUGGUAGUUCUAUGUCGGAUGCACCUAGCAUGGUCCAAGAAGAGGUGCCUGUAGAAGACUCUUCAUUCAGUCAAGGCAGCUCCCUUGAUGGGGAUAGAGUGGUGGAAAAGGAUGAAGUGCGGCAGCAGGGUGGUAGUUCUAUGUCGGAUGCACCUAGCAUGGUCCAAGAGGAGGCGUCUGCAGGCGGGUUUUCUGUUGGUCGAGUUGAUAUUUUUGAGGGGGGAGACGCAGUGGAAGCGGAAGGAGGGGCGCAGCAGGAGCAGAGUUUUGAGGCGACUCGAAAAGCAGUGGAAGCGGAUGAAGUGUCUGGGCGGGAGCACAGUUUUAUCGCUGUCUCACGUGCAGAGAAUGAUGAGGAGGUUCGCGAGGGGGAUGUGAGUAAGGAGACUGUUAAUAAGGAGGAUAAUCUGCCGGGAUCGGUUGAUAGUGUGAUUCCACCUAACCUGCUUGACUCGGUUGACUUUCUUGACCCGGUAUCAGCAUUCACCAAGACCCUCCGCAUGCUGCACCAUUUCCUCUCCUCCCAACCCACCGCCGAAUCCCUCCCAACUUUCUUCCUCGGGCUGCCCCGAGAACAUUAUUUCCGGGCAGGCCAGGACAACCAUUCCUCGCUCUGCCUGCCAGACGACGCCACAUGUAAAGAAAGCGGGCAGGGUAAUGGGAAUCUGAGGCCGAGAGAGUGGUUGGAGGAGGGAGGGGAGGAGCAGGCGCAUCAGCAGCGGUGGCAGCGGUGGCGUUGGCGGCAGCAGAGGGAGCGGAGGGAGAGAGGGAGAGAAUGGGUGCAGUCGAGUGUGGGGCAGAUGGAAAGGGUGAUUGAGAGGGAGAUUGGGAUUGGGAACAGGCUUGUGCUGUUGCGGGCAGGAGGGAUAACUGAUGCUCGUGUUGAUGCUCAUGUGGGCUUUUCGCUCCCUGCUGAAAUGG
Molecule: messenger RNA, 7021 nt
Organism: Closterium sp. Naga37s-1
Lineage: Eukaryota; Viridiplantae; Streptophyta; Zygnematophyceae; Desmidiales; Closteriaceae
Source: the annotation of a GenBank genome assembly